Messenger RNA from Clupea harengus (Atlantic herring), 2206 nucleotides. Its product is annotated as transmembrane protein 82-like. Lineage: Eukaryota; Metazoa; Chordata; Actinopteri; Clupeiformes; Clupeidae. The record is from RefSeq and is a predicted model, not a curated record.
AUCAUGAACUGUGAGUAAUGGAUGUAAGAUGCUGUUUAGCGAGACUGAAACUGUUCUCGAUACUCUCAGAGAGAAAAUACAAAGCAAAAGACUGGUUAUCUCCUUUCAGUUAAGUAAUGUUCUGACCUUUGUAACUUGAAAUAGACAGUGGUAACACGAGCUCAGUGAUCAAUGCUGUGAAAUGGGUGCUUGUCUUUAAAAGAAGUAUUCUGUUCUUUGAUGAAAGGAUCAUAGAUGAUUGAAUCACUAAUCUGACAUAAGAGCUAGACUAACCAGCUGCGAUUUGUUAUAUAUGAAAAAUGACUUUUGUCACCGUCAUGGCAUGGCUGCCAAUGGAGGACAAUCCCCUGGUUUCCAUUCUGAAAGGACUGAUUGGGGCAUGUGGAAUAUCUCUGAUGUGUAAUCUGUUACGAGUGUGCCUGUUCGUCGAUUACACAAGACGCACACCAGCAGGUGGCACUUCUGAGAAACCAAACGAUGACGCGAGGUCGAUGAGUCGCCUCAGCAGCGGAAUCCAAUUCGUUUUCCUCACGGGAGUUCUGUCCCUUGUGGGAUCCCGCGUGUCCGCCCUUAUUGUCCUGGAGUUCAGCCUCAGGGCUUUCCUGGCCUCACUCUUGUUUGGACAGGAAAAUAGGCCUGAAGUCACUCAGCAGUUCUUGAUUCAGUGUCAGUUCUCCCUGGGCUGUGCACUCACCUGCAGUCUCCAGUUUCUCCAUGGCGGGGCCACGCAUCGCUGGCUCAGCCUCCUGCUGGCGGGUGGCCUGAGUUGGUUUCUGUCUAGCCAAGGUUGGCGCCUGUGGGCUCAUGUGGGCCGGUUCUACCCCCAGCACUGCUCUCAGCGUGACUGUGGGGUCUGCCUCAUCCUCGUCUCUUCUGGGGAUGCUCUGUUACCUACGCUACGCCGCGCCGUUGUCAUGACUUUCACUGUGGGCAUUGUGGCAGCCACUGCUGUGAUGAAUCAGCACUUCCUGUUGGGAGCAGAGGACCUGAAGUUUUGGACACCAAUGACUGUAAGCUACAUCCUGGUGCUGCUGCGGCUAUUGGAGGACGAGAAGAGCAGACCUGGCGGUCAGGUGAUGCUGCAGUCUGCUGGGCUCCGGGCGGGGGCCCUGGUCGUGCUGCUGGUGAUGGUAGGAAGCUGGGCUGAUGUGAUGCAGGUGCUGCUCUUCUUCUUGGGCGAGAGCCUCUGUUUGCUCCCCUCCCUGAGCCUCCUGCGAUCCACAGCUCCACUGGAAGGUCACAAGGAUCCUCAUGGCCAUUCAUCAUCUGAAUGACAAGAACAGGCUGCAUUUUCUGACUCAAAGAAUUGGGGCGUGAUUACCUGUUGGACCCAUUGCAUAAGACAGCGUCUCCUCUAGGUUGUGAUGUGGACUCAACCUGUUUUCUCUGCAGGGCGUGAUAUGUUAUGUAACUUUUCAAUCAUUAACCAGGUCUUAUGGUGCAUAAGGAGGCCAAAGCUCUGACAAUGACAAUGACUCAAACACAUGCCUGCAAUGACAAUGACUGCAAUGCCACAGGAAAUCACUCUCCUUUGGGAUUCGGGCUUAUAGUCUGUCAACAGCAUGGAACGCCAUGGCUAAAUGAGAUUCCAGUGGUUUCAGAGAAAUAAAAAAAAAGAAAGAAAGAAGGUUAUAGUUAGAGAAACAUUUUUUAGAGGACUGCAAUGUGAACAGAGAGAUAAUUGUGUGUCAAGGCUGCACUGUUCGGCCUGUUUUUUUAGAGCAGGCCUUUCUGCAAGGUCAGCAGUACCAUCUGAACAGAAGAAGAAGAAGAAGGUUGGUGGCAGUAAUGAACCUCAACCCCUGCCUCUUCAUGGACAAGGACAUGUGGUGACCCUCUCAGGCUCCCAGUAAACCUGAUGACUGGCAUGGGAAAAAAAACAUCCUCCAACAAUACCGUACAGUUUUCUAAACAGUCUGAACUUCAUUAUUUUUAUCAUUAUCAUAAAACAUGUACAUUGCAGUAACAGAAACAUCUACCUCAUUUUCAAUAACAACAUUCAUAUUUGUGGAGGGUCUGUGGUCUAUGAGUUUGACUUGGAUCACUACUUUAGUUUUUCUUGCGCUGAUAUAUGCACCUUUGGUUAAAUGUACAUCUUGAGAAUGUGUUUUAAAUGAUUGAAAAUACCCACAAAAUUCUUUUGAGAAUGUGUAUGAUACCUCACAAAGUGUGUUCACUGGCAAAAGAUUAAAUGCAAAAAAAGAAA